This is a messenger RNA of Pochonia chlamydosporia 170, 1062 nucleotides long. RefSeq names its product alcohol dehydrogenase. NCBI's taxonomy places the organism in Eukaryota, Fungi, Ascomycota, Sordariomycetes, Hypocreales, Clavicipitaceae. The record is from RefSeq and is a predicted model, not a curated record. The coding region runs from base 1 to 1062 and encodes 353 amino acids. Gene Ontology annotation, molecular function: oxidoreductase activity. The transcript is spliced from 3 exons.
AUGGCUGAGGCAAUACUCAAAACGAGCAGGCAGUGGCGAGUCACUGGCUAUGACGGGUUUGACUCUCUGAAAUUUUCAGAAGAAGCGAUACCUACAAUUGGCGACAACGAAGUUCUCGUAAAGAUUCACGGGGCAUCUCUCAACUUUCGCGACAUCAUCAUUCCGUUGGGAAAGUAUCCCUUUCCGCAAAAGCCCAACGUCGUUCCGGGCUCAGAUGGCGCCGGCACCGUUCUUGCCAUAGGAAAGAAUGUUACACGUUUCCAGCCAGGAGACAAAGUCGUCACCACGCUCCUGCAGAGGCAUAUUGCAGGAUCUCUCACUCCUUCAGCAGCAGAUUCUUCACUGGGCGGGUCAAUUGACGGAACCUUUCGCUCAAUUGGCGCAUUUGACGAACAGGGCAUCGUAAAAAUGCCCGAGGGUCUUAGUUUCACAGAAGCAGCCACUCUCAGCUGCGCCGGCGUUACGGCUUGGAAUUCGCUCUUUGGGCAACCGGGAAGAGAGCUAACACCCGGUCAGUGGCUGCUCACACAAGGUACAGGCGGUGUCAGUCUUUUUGCCCUCCAGUUUGCAAAAGCAGUUGGCGCAAGGGUCAUUGCUACGACAAGUUCAAACGAAAAAGCUAAAUUGCUUGAACGCAUCGGUGCUGACCAUAUCAUCAACUACCGGGAAACUUGGAACUGGGGCGAAAGAGCUAAAGAGCUCACAGGAGGUGUUGGCGUGGAUCUGGUUGUCGAGGUAGCUGGUGCGGCAACAAUGCAGCAGAGCGUUGCGAGUCUAAAGCUCGACGGUACGAUGUGUGUUGUUGGGUUUGUCGGCGGAGACGGUAAUGGAGCAGAAGUGCCGAAUCUAUUGGAUCCCUGGCUUAAACACUAUGCAGUGCGUGGCAUUUCAGUUGGUAACCGCUCGCAAAUGGAGGCCAUGUGCCGUGCGGUUGAGGCCAACCUGGAAAAUCUUCGGCCUAUCAUUGACUCGAGGACCUUUAAGUUAGAGCAGCUCAAGGAGGCGUAUGAGUACUUGAAUUCUGGGGGUAACGUCGGCAAGGUUUGCAUUGACAUAGACUAA